AACGGCUGCCGGGGAGGGAGCUGCGGCAGCGGGAGGCGCAGCUGUGAGUCCGGCGGUCCGUUAGCCGCCCCCGCUACGCCCUUCGCAGUCCUGGCCGUUGGUCGGGCGUCUGCAAUCCCCGGGGUGACCCUCGGCUCUAUGCACUGGGGGAGCGGCGUCACCAGACUCAUGGCCACCCCGGUUGCUCCGUCUUCCUUGGCCCUCAACGCCUCCAGCGUGGCCGGGGCCCCCAGCUCCUACGGCGUCUUCUGCAAAGGGCUCUCCCGCACCCUGCUCGCCUUCUUCGAGCUAGCCUGGCAGCUGCGCAUGAACUUUCCGUAUUUCUACGUCGCGGGCUCGGUGAUCCUCAACAUCCGCUUACAGGUACACAUUUAGUGCCGUAAUUACGCUGCCGCCUUCCCGGCCAGGACAUGGCGCACUCCCAGGAGGCCUGGCGGCGGCGAAAGAAACUUUACAAGCUCGGUGCUCUGGAGUCUCGCGAGAUGGUGCGAGCGCUCUCUGCGGCUGCGCUCUCUGUUCCUAGGCGGGCUUCCCGGGCCGGGGCGGAAAGCGGGCCGCGGCUCGAGAGAGGAAGGUAGCGGUUUUCCGGCGACCGCAAAGGACGAACUUCAGUUAAGGCCUACCGCAGUAUUUAAGAAGCUUUGCAUCCUUAAAAACAGGACGAACGUGACGCCUUGGAAACAAAGGCGGCUACUAAAGUUUUCAGAAAAAAGUUUUUUUAAUGUAUAAGCUCACGGCCCAAAUUACAAUAAGAAAUUUCGGGAAGAUGGGAUUGAAUUGUAACCAAGACUUUGACUACGAGGCUGAAGAUCUUAAAGAUACACGUGUAAGACAAAAAUAUAUUUCUUCAACAUAAGAAAACAAUGACAGUGAAAUUUUCAGUGAGAAACACAACUGUACAGGAAAAGCAUCCUUCUAAUACCAAACCAAGCAAAAUGCAGCUGGAUUUUGAACAGAGGGUUGGAGUUUUGGAAAAAUGGACUCUUUCAGUGUCCCUGUAGUUCAAGACUUUGGAGCCAAAGAAAAGGAAGUCCUCUCUUAGCACUAACCUUGGCUACUUUGUGAAUAACAUUUACACAAUAAUAAUUAAUGUAAAUGAUGUUUAUGGUUA
Molecule: messenger RNA, 1111 nt
Organism: Suricata suricatta (meerkat)
Lineage: Eukaryota; Metazoa; Chordata; Mammalia; Carnivora; Herpestidae
Gene: SMIM10L1
Product: small integral membrane protein 10 like 1
Exons: 1
Coding region: 139-375 (78 amino acids)
Source: RefSeq, a predicted model, not a curated record